AUGUCACUAACUACUCAACAGCAAGAGCUUGACGACACUGCCAAUGCAGUUCUUCCAGUUUUGUAUUCCUCGACGGACGAUGAAGUAGGAAUCUGGCGUGAAGUGCUAGCUUCGAAAAAGACUAAUACGAAUCAAGGAAGUACUGUGAUUGUCCUCGGAGAUAAUCGGUGUGGCAAGUCUUCUCUCCUCGCUCGUUUGGAUAAGUCUGAUCGUUCGUCGAAGCCAAAAUCGCUUCUGGGUUAUCGUGUUCUUCAUGUGCAAAACGAUGCUCGGGAUGCUAGUUACGCAUAUCAAUUGGGAACAGCCGGUGCCAAUUUGAAUCCAUCCGAGUUACUCCAAAUCCCGGUUUGGUCUCUAGAUGGAAACGAAAGCUGUGCAUCUCUUUUGAAAUAUGCUUUGCCUGCAACUCCAUCAGAAGUUGUAUUCAUUCUUUCGGCCAGCAUUGACAACCCAAACCUUAUUAACUCGCUGAAGAGAUGGGCGAACGUCUGCACAGAACAAGCUCAAAAGCACUUUUCCAAAGAAGAUUUGAAAGCUGGAAGAAACCAACAAGAAAGAAUGUGGCAAGAAUAUGUCGACCCGGUCCAAUCGCAUAUGAGUACUUCUGUGGUCGGAAGUUUUGCCGAUGAGCACAGCUUGCUUCCACUGGAUCAAGGAACUCUUAUCGAAAAUUGUGGAGUUACCUUUAUGGUGGUAAUCACCAAAUCGGAUCUUGGAAAGGAGUUCACCGAUGCUCAGUUUGCUAAGAUUAGCAUUCAACUUCGCAAGCUAUGCCUCAGCUUAGGAGCCACUCUCAUUUUCACAAGUACGAAGGAAUCCAAGAACAUUCAACUACUCCAGAAGUACAUUGUCCACCGUUCUUUCGGCACGGCUUUCACCAGUGCCGCUCAAGUCAUCGAAAGAGAUUCUAUUUUCGUUCCAGCUGGUUGGGAUGGAGAGAAAAAGAUCGACAUCAUCCGUGAAUCAAUCCCGGAUGCUGAUGCAGCUCUAGAACCAACUCGUGAUAAGCUGAGACCAGUAGCCAAGGAACAGCUGAUCGAAGCAGAGGAAGAUCAGGCAUUUCUCAAAAAGCUGAUGGAUACGUUGGCAACAUCUACCACUAGCUCCGGUCCGAAACAAAGAACGAUGCAGGAAGAGCCAGCCGACAAAGACAGUCCGCUGGCUAACUUCUUCUCAAAUUUGCUAAAGGAUAAACCGAACAAGCCAGCAGUCCCUGCUACAUCCGCACAGCCGAUGGACUCUGCGGCCACUCAGGCUCAACUGGACCGUCUUUUGAAGUCUGCUCAAAGUUCGAAAGCUCAAGCUUCGCGUGACAGUGAUGCUUAA
Molecule: messenger RNA, 1326 nt
Organism: Caenorhabditis briggsae
Lineage: Eukaryota; Metazoa; Nematoda; Chromadorea; Rhabditida; Rhabditidae
Gene: Cbr-dli-1
Product: Protein CBR-DLI-1
Exons: 7
Coding region: 1-1326 (441 amino acids)
Biological process (GO): microtubule-based movement; microtubule cytoskeleton organization
Cellular component (GO): centrosome; cytoplasmic dynein complex
Molecular function (GO): dynein heavy chain binding
Source: RefSeq, a predicted model, not a curated record